UUGUAGAGGUAAGCUAAAAUGGGCGGUGGUUGAGAUUGGCUCUCUAUUUUAAGAUCAGGAUUUUCUUUUUGUGAUGGGGAUGAGAAUGCCACAGAGGGCGCUGUUCUUUGCUCAGCACUAACAGACUGUUGUUCACCACUGACUUGGGGUGUGUAUGUGUGUGUGUGUGUGUGUGUGUGUGUGUGUGUGAGACAGAGAAAGAGAGAGAGAGAGAGAGAGAGAGAGAGAGAGAGAGAGAGAGAGAGAGAGAGAGAGAGAGCCAUGACAGCUUCGGCUGCUCAGUAGCACAUGUAAAGUCCCUCACACCUCUGCUAUUAAUAACAAUUCAAAUCUAAAAUGCCUGGGCCGCUGUUUCUGAAGCGCAUUCUUCGUUGUUGAGCCUUCGCUUUCAUCUAGUCUCAUUUCAUCCUCCUCGCUCACGGAUUCUCGUGCCUUCGCGCUGCCAAGGAUGUGGCAGCUUGGAUUCGUAUCUCUCUCCGCGCUGUGGAGCUUCGCUUCAGGCGUGUCACGUUACUCCAUCCCGGAGGAGAUCGCGGAGGGAUCCGUGGUGGCGAAUUUGGCCGCUGAUUUGGGGAUGGAGGCGCAGUCUCUCGCGGAGCGCAAGGUAAAGCUUGACUACAUCCACAGCAAGAAAUACCUAGACGUGAACAAAGAGACGGGCGAGCUGUUCAUAGCCGAAAAAAUCGACAGGGAGUACUUAUGUCCGGCCAAAACGUCGUCGUCUUGCUUUCUGAAAAUGGACGUUAUAAUUGAAAACCCAAUACGCAUCUUUAACAUUGAGCUGGAGAUCAUGGACAUAAAUGAUAACGCCCCACAGUUCAGGAGGGAGCGUAUAACACUCGAUAUGUCAGAAGCGACGACGCCUGGGGAGAGGUUUUCGCUCACCAAUGCGGUGGACGCUGAUGUUGGAGUGAACUCCAUCGAAACGUAUUACCUGAGCGACAGCGAUGCGUUUACUAUAGACAUACAGUCUGGCAGUGACGGCACUAAGUACGUAGACUUGGUGCUGAAAGACACACUAGAUAGAGAGAAGCUGGCUGUGCACAAUCUUAUCCUCACAGCUGUGGAUGGAGGCACCCCUGCACGCUCAGGUACGGCCAGCAUCAUAGUUCAGGUCUUAGACACCAACGACAAUGUACCCCAGUUUGAUCAGGAAGUGUAUCGAGUGGAGAUAAUGGAAAAUGCAUCGGUUGGGACGUUAGUUUUGCAGCUCAAUGUCACUGACCUAGAUGAAGGCACAAACGCAGAGGUGGAGUACUCUUACACUUUGUACACUUCAGAGAAAACCCAGGAUAAGUUCUCACUGGAUCCCCACACUGGAGAGAUCAGGGUAAGAGACUUGAUUGAUUUUGAGGACAUCAAAAAUUUUGAUAUUUACGUGGAGGCCAGAGACAAGGCAGCAAUCCCUCUCUCCGGCCAGUGCAAAAUAUCAGUGUCAGUGAAUGAUAUUAAUGACAACUACCCAGAUAUUACAAUUAAAUCUUUCAAAAAUUUCAUCAGAGAAGAUGCAGAAGUUGGCACAGUGAUAGCUGUUAUCAGCGUGAGUGACAGAGACUCUGGAUAUAAUGGUGAAGUCAUCUUAUCCAUACAGAAUGCGCCCUUGUUGCCCUUUAUGUUGAACAAGUCAUCAGAGGACUAUUUUGAACUGAUGGUCAAAGAGCCUUUAGAUAGAGAGAAAGUGUCCAGAUAUGUGAUUACACUCCAGGUUACUGAUAAAGGUGUUCCACCUCUGACUGAUAACGAAACUAUUACCCUGGAGGUCUUGGAUGUGAAUGAUAAUGCACCAGUUUUCCCUCAGUCUUCUCACACCAUCCACCUAGUGGAAAACAAUGAACCUGGAGUGUUACUAUGCUCUCUCACUGCUCAUGACCCUGACCUAAAUGAAAAUCAAUAUCUGGUUUAUUUCAUUGUGGAGAAAGAGAUUGCUAACACAUCGGUGUCAGUGCUGUUCUCCAUUAACCCAGAGAGUGGUGACCUUUAUGCUUUGCGUACGUUUGAUUAUGAACGUGAGAAGGAGUUCGUCUUUCAUGUUGAAGCAAGAGACUCUGGUGUGCCACCACUUAGUAGCAAUAUAACAGUGCAUGUUUUAAUUUUUGACCAGAACGACAAUGCUCCACGGAUUGUGUCACCUUGGCGUGCUAAAGGCUCUGUUAUUGAAGAAGUUGUUCCAAGAGCCUCUGACAGGGGCUUUCUGGUAGCCAAAGUAAUCGCAUUGGAUGCAGACUCAGCACAGAACUCCCGCAUCACAUACCAGUUCCUACAGGUCACUGAUGCAACUCUCUUCACUUUGGACAGCUACAAUGGUGAAAUACGCACUGCCAGAAUGUUUACCUACAGGGAUCCUAAGCAGCAGCGGCUCAUCGUUAUUGCAAAAGACAACGGUGAACCUCCUCAUUCUGCCACUGUCACUAUCAAAGUCUCCACCACAGAGCAUGAGAUCACGCAGUUCACUGAAACGACUGAGGUGCCCAUAGAGUAUGACCUGUUCACAGAUCUAAACCUAUACCUGCUUAUCGGCUUAGGUUCAGUGUCGUUUCUGCUGCUCAUCACUAUCUUGGUCAUUAUUGUCCUAAAGUGCCAGAAAGGGGCCACCAAAGCAGCUCCUCAGGGCCGGAACAGCAUCGUCAGCCAGAGGAACUCCACCAUUGCUGACUCCACACUCAUCUCUAGUGAUGCUUACUGGUACAGUUUGUUCUUGGCUGAGACCAGAAAGGGGAAGGUGGUGGUUCGACAGCCGCUACCCAAUGGCAAUGGUUUUUUUGUGUCCAGUAUACCCAGAAGCUCUAUUCUGACUGGGACCAGUGAAUCAAGGUCUUCCACUUUACAGUAUUCAAAAUGAAAUUGAAGUCCAGUCUACUUUUGGAGGAAUCUAGUAGUGAUCUGCCUUGAUCUCAGCUCUUCCACACUGAAGAUUCUUCUAAUGGAACGACUGUACUGAAUUGGUUAGGCCAAACCAAUAAGAAGACAGUUCUGAUGGAAUUGGGAUGAGUGCUUUAACUGAAAGAGCCACCCAAACUCAUUAACAACUUGUAACCACACUAAGAAGAAGUUUGUAUGGCAAAGAAGAUUUAUAUAUAAAAAAAACUGAUAUAGAUGGUGGAAAGGUAUAAAACCCCCUUCAGUUGACAAUGGAGUUUCACCAACUUUAUUUGACAGUACAUACAUAAAUAAUCACAUGAUGAAAAAAACUAAUUCUGGCUGUUUUGAAAUUUUAUGUGAUGUAUUUCUGCAUGCCUUCAGUGAUCACUGGGAACACAAUGCAUAUAAAUGAUGAAAUACUGUAUCAUAGUUUCAUACAAUUUAUAAUCACAGCAGCACAGUUACCUAAGCCAGGCAUAGGAAGUGAAAAAUUGGUUAUUAAUAUUAUUAUUUUUUAUUUUUUUUGUCUUGAAGUCUCAUAUCUCUAAAGCUGCAAUGUAUCAUGAAAAUGAAUAAAAAAAAAACAACCAAACAAAAAACAAUAUAUAUAUAGUUCUUAACAUCUGAGACUACACUAAUAAUAUUGGCAUUGUAUUUAAAUUAUAAAACAAAAUAUUCAGAGGUCAUGGGAAGUAAAAUGAGAACCUAUUGUUCUUAAGGCAAGAUUCAUUUCUAUUCUGAGGAAAGGUGUACAAUUAAGAAAAUUAAGAUGGAAUUUUGAAGAUUAUGCUUUUUGUUAUACUUUGAAAGUAAAUAUUCAAGUUAAGCAUAUUGUGAGAUGAUCUAUGGUGGAUAAUGCCUUUGUUCUGAAAGGUCAGAUAUGUUUUGAGUUGUUUUCCAUUAAAAAAGAAAAGUGUUCAGAUGACACUCAGAGUUAAACCAAUUAAAAACUUUUACACACAUUUGUUGUGUUUACCCAGCCCAAGUUUAUGUUGGCAUAAAAGUUAAUGAAGGGGACACACCACUAAAUACUAAGACAUUCUUAAAUUUAUCUUCAAAUUUUUAAUUUUAAAAUUUAUUCUGGUCACUUAAGUAUUCAUGCUGCAGUUUAAUUAUUAAUACAAAACAUUUGUUAAAUUAGGAAAUGUUGUAAAAUAGAAACUAAAUGGGGUAAAAUAGGGACCCUCAGUUUUUUGGAAGCCACUGUAUGUAAUUACUAUAAGACUUUAUUCCACUUAUUUUAUCUAUCUGUAAUGCAAUAUUCCUACACUGUAAAACACACUGAAUAGUGUAACAAAGUUUUCCAAUUUCAGUGGUAAAUGGUCUGACUAUAGAUUAUUGUACAGCAACAGUGUUUCUCUCACAUUGAAUUUACUGAAUGUGGUGCAUCACCUUGGGUAUGGCAUGUAACAGCAGAAAUCAGCUGAAUGUUAACUACUCUUUCAUUCACAUACCAGCGAGAUAAGUGGGACAGUACAGUUGUAGCACAUACAGGAGCAUUUCUCAGGUCAGCUAAUGGCUAACACUACUGCUCUGCCAUGUUAUAAAAUGAACUACCUGCUUUCAUA
Messenger RNA from Astyanax mexicanus (Mexican tetra), 4427 nucleotides. RefSeq names its product protocadherin alpha-C2. Gene Ontology annotation, biological process: homophilic cell-cell adhesion. Gene Ontology annotation, molecular function: calcium ion binding. Bases 449 to 2839 code for a protein of 796 amino acids. The record is from RefSeq and is a predicted model, not a curated record. NCBI's taxonomy places the organism in Eukaryota, Metazoa, Chordata, Actinopteri, Characiformes, Acestrorhamphidae. Gene Ontology annotation, cellular component: plasma membrane. The transcript has 3 exons.